Molecule: messenger RNA, 6391 nt
Organism: Bacillus rossius redtenbacheri
Lineage: Eukaryota; Metazoa; Arthropoda; Insecta; Phasmatodea; Bacillidae
Product: progestin and adipoQ receptor family member 3
Exons: 7
Coding region: 477-1643 (388 amino acids)
Cellular component (GO): membrane
Molecular function (GO): signaling receptor activity
Source: RefSeq, a predicted model, not a curated record
GGUGGGUGACAUUUGACCGAGUGUAUGUAGAACUAUGGAGUUCAUCCUACAGGUCAUUGAACCCGCGAAUUUUUCCGGUCCCUACAAAUUGGCAGAGACGUCAGCUCGGCGCGGCAGGCCUGAACCAAUGUGCGGAUCCGCGCCGCUGGUGCGCGAGGUCUAGGUAGCGGAACAGCUCCUGUGCGGCACGAUGCGCACGGCCUAGGGAACGGAGCAGCUGCGGGCGACGACCAGGGACCGGGAAAACAAAACUCCGUGGGGACUUAAUUUCGCGUUAUGUUAAAAUACAAGCCGUUAUACCGUUAGCACCGUUCGUUGUUGCGAUUGGUCCACUUUUUUUUUAUAUAUGGAGGCCUGCGAGCAGCCAAUGAGAAACCCUCAACCGAGGAAGUUCCGAGUCACACGGACAGCCCAGUUGAAACGUGUCUCGCGAGUCAGAAACCACCACGGGACAGUGUAAUCUAUCCUGGAGGUCAAUGGUAAACGCGUUUUUUUUUUUUCCAGUCCGUCCGGACGGGCAAUAUUUUUCGGGACUUUCCCCCUGUGUAGCAGCCUGCGGGUUGGACAGGUGGGGAAAGGUAGGAAGCGGUGAGGGGGGGUUGCUUCACGAGGGACCUACUUUCUCCCGAGGCGCGGCGCGUCAGUGGCUCCGCAGUCGACGGCUGUCAGGGAUGUGCGAGGGUGUGCAGGCGCCGCGGGAAGACAGCGACGCCGAGGAGGACUCGCCGGUGCUGGAGCCUCACCAGAAGGAUGAGGCGUGCGACCUCUGGAACGGGGCGGCAGCGGCGACGGGCAAGACGCCCCUCGGCGGGCCGCUCCUGGACUUCAACGAGGCCCCCUCCUACCUCCAGUUCAACCCCUACAUCCGCUCCGGCUACCGCGGGCUGCUCACCACCAAGAUGUGCCUGGAGAGCGUGUUCUGGUGGACGAACGAGACGGUGAACAUCUGGAGCCACAUCUUUGGCUGGAUGCUGUUCAUGGGGCUGACGCUGUACGACCUGGUGCUCCUGAACAUCCACGCCUCGUUCACCGACAAGUUCAUCGUCGCCAUCCUGCUCGUCUGCUUUCAGAUAUGCAUGAUCCUGUCGUCGCUGUACCACACGUUCUCGUGCCGCUCCGAGAGGGACUACGUCUGCUUCCUGUCCUUCGACCUGUUCGGCAUCGCGCUCAGCCUGCUGGCCAUCUACAUGUCGGGCGUCUACUAUGCCUUCUGGUGCCACAAGCACUGGCAGACGUUCUACCUGGUGACGGUGGGCCUCAUCUUCUCGCUGGCCAUGGUGCUGCAGAUCCCCCGCCUGCAGGUGGACGCCAGCAGCAAGCUGCUGGUGUUCGUGGCGUGGGCGGCCUACGGCGUGGUGCCCACCCUGCACUGGACCGUCGUGAUGGGCGGGCUCGCCAACCCCGUCGUGCAGCUCCUGUUGCCGAGGGUGCUGGGCAUGUACGCCAUCAGCGGCCUCGCGUUCCUCAUCUACAUCUCCAAGUUCCCUGAGAGGUUUUUCUCAGGCCGCGUGGACUACAUAGGCUCGUCGCACCAGUGGUGGCACCUGUUCGUGGUGCUGGCCCUCUACUACUGGCACAACACGGGCAUCAUGUACGUCGAGUUCCGGAUGUCCCACGGGUGCGCAAACAGCAUGAGGCUCUAGGCCUCGCCGUCCCCGCCCCCCUCACCUCACCCCGCCUGCACGCACGCUGGCGCCGACGGCACGCUUGCAUGGCGCGCACCGGGCUAGCUGCUAGUCCGCUCCGCUUGCUGCUCGUUGUCUCUGUCCGCUCCGUAGUCGACUCUGUGGACCGGACACGAAUAAAAGAGAGUUUUGCGUUCGUUUGUACUUGGCCCCCGCACGGAGCGAAAGUCCCGCGCGGACAGGUUUGCAACGAAAAAAAUUGAGCGCAUUUUUGGCUUUGAAGGUGGUUCAGAGCAUCAUUCCUAUUUUUUAUAGCAAUGGCAUAACGUAGCAAUAAGGAAUACGUCCGCCCACGUUCUUACCGGACAGGCAUUGCAUGACUUGAGGUAUUUGUCUCCAUACAUUUUUUUGUGUGUCUUCUGAAGGUGAAUGGUUAUUUCAAGCAAUCACUUUAUGUGCUAAUGUGAACUUUAUGAAAUUCAGCUUUAGCAUGAUCCGUGUUAAAAAAAGUGCGCUUUAAAAUUUAAGGGCUUCCACUGCAAGUACAAAAAAAAUCAUGAUUUCAUUUACGUGUAAGUAGCACACGCUUUUAUUCCAUGCUUAGCACGAAAAUUUAAAAUUAAAUUCCGCCAGAUUUAUGUUGAUUUGAUAGAAUUUGUUCUAGUUUCAUUUUUUUGUCUUAUCUUUGUGAAAAAUUAAUAAACAACUGUAUUUUCUUUCUUUUUUUGUACUGCUGAAUCACAGGCUGGCGGCUGAAGUGGCAGAUUGUGACAGUAGUGAUUGCUCGUGAGUGGUCACGCCCUUACCGAUUGUGACACAGGCCGUGACAUGCCCUGUUCUCCGAUACCUCGUCCUUGACGCUGCAGACACUUGUCCAGACAAGAUGACGACAUUGUAUUUUGAGUGUGCCUGGUUUCACAUUUUAGUUCAUCUCACAUUCGGAUAUUAAAUUUUCACUCUGAAAUGAAAAGUGAUCAUGCAUGUACAAGAACAUGUGCAGUCUGUCUGAAAAACAAAUUUUGUCUAAAAUAUUUAACUUUGAAAAAUAUUUUUAAUGAUUUCACAAUUGUUUUAUUGGUUGGGUGCUGCAAACUAAACAUUUAUUUUGGAAAUGUACAAUAAUGUUUAAAUCAUGAUGCACUUAAGAAUAUUUUCAAAAUAUAAUGAAUUUAAAGUAAUACAAUUAGCAAGCAAACGUAAGGUUGAAAUUAUUGCCUUAAGGGAAAUAUAUUAAAGUACUAUGCUCCAAGGCAAAUAUUCCACUAAUGCUUAUGUAGUUACAAAAAUAAUUUAAAAGAGGCUUAUUUGAAAUUAUUUGUUAGUAACAAUACUUGAUGUUACUUCUUAUAUUUACUCAUUUUUGUUAAGUUUUCCUGUGGGAUUAAACUUCAUGUCAAUAACUGGUAGCAAAAAGGAGAGAACACAAAAGCAAAGAUUGAGGAAUUUGAAAAUUUUUAAUUAUUUGUUUAGUGACUUUUGUUAUCUGAAUGAGAUCAGAAACUCCUAAAAUGCUUUUGUAAGCCUUGCAAUCAUUUAACUCGUUACCUAUGCGAGGAAAACUUCUCAGUGUAUUGAUGGAUGCCCAUUUCUUAAUUUUUUACAUUCAGUACAUGUUUUUGUGGCACCCACAAGAUAUGACGGGAGAAAUACCCCCAUUUUCAUUUCAUAAAAACAGAAAAGGAUUAAAACAUAAGCAAGAAAUUUCAAAUGAAUGAAAACUUUUCUAUGACUUAUACUAACAUUUAAAAUUUGCAACUUUUUUUUUAGAGGGGAAUUUUUAUAGCCCUCUUCCAUGACUUGGAACCAAAAUGACUUUCGUGGUCCAGUAAACAUCGUGCAGUGGGUCUUCCCAGCUACUGAUUGGUGCUGCAUGCUCGCGGUUUCUGCCGUCCGGUGAUCCCCCCCGCCUCUUCCUUCUCGGACGAAGGGCUAGACUCAACGAGAGUCAAUUAACUGGUGAACUAAACAAUGUGAAAGCACGUACAACUGUCUGGUAAAGUCAUCCUUACACUUAAGUAGUAAAAUAAGCAAGUGACUGCCAGGGGUGUAUGCAGGAUUUCAUUCGGGAGGUCGUCCCUGGAGAACGUUUUGGAUUUCAAGAUCGUAAUACCUGCACAGUCGUAGUUUCAACCAUAGGUAAUUCAGCAACCAUAACGCACGAGAUGAAACAAAACUCACUAGCGCGUUAGCGCUACGAAACGGAUGGCGAAGGAACUAUCAACUGAAAAUACCUCAAAUAUCUGUCAUUAAAUAAUUUCUGACAGCAGAACCUGCAGCGCUACACGUGGCCUGCUGUUUGCUUUCAGUUUAUUUUGUUUUGUUGGUGGGAAUGUUAGGUUGGUUAGGAUUGGUGAGGGGAGGGGGUAUAUCCCCCAUACCCUCCCCACCUGCGUAUGCCCCUGGUGACUGCUGGUAUUUGUAUGGCAUUUGAAGCUCGGGAACUAGACUAGCUCGUCAGUAACGACAGAGCAGAGAAGGAAGAUGUGUGUGAAGUAACAGAUCGUCUGAACCAGAGACGGCUCCGUGAAGACUUCCCGGGAGGGGGAGGGGGGGGCUGUCGCAUAAAGAAGGAUGAAGUUGCAAGGCACAACUCUAAAUGAGCCAGAGAUUUGCUUUGGAAAAUUAACAAAAUUUAUGGUCUCAAAUACUGAACUUUAUAGCAGGUACUUUCAUACAAUUUUUGAUGGAAGACAAAUCUAACACGUGAUUUUAAGUAUUUAACUAUUUAAGUAAAGAUAAACAUACAUUCUGUUGGAGCCGUGCUUGGUAAGAACAGGGUCAGUAAAGUAACAUACUUAAAGGAGUAUCUCAGUGUGUGUCAUGCAAACAAUUAUAGCUGAGCAAAAGUAUCAUACGUUAUCACUUUCAUUAAAAAGAUUAACAUUUUGACUAUCCGUCAUAAUUUAAAAUGUGACUUCUUAAAGUUAGGAUUCAACUAUGAAUUUCAAGGCAAGUAACGUCACAAAAAAGCUUUACCUGUUCUGUACAAAGUGUGUCCCUAAUUUGUGAGGUUGCUAAUAUUUGGCAGCUAAUAAUCAUUGUACAUGAAAACAAUAUGUUCGAAAGUUUCAGCAGCUAAUUCACCAAUAUUAAUAGGUAAUGAAACUAUACGUACUUACACUGGUGAAUAUUAUUUUAGCAAUUUAAAGUUUCUAACAUUGAAUCUGGAAAGGCAUUUACCAUCUGCUAACUGAAUUCGGAGUGGCCUUAACUAUCGGUAAACCAAUUUUGAUGUUCCUGUUGGAAGUAAAUGAGCAGUAGAUAGUUCUAUAUCUGUUGAUACAUUCUUCACGACAUGGGUGGGCACUGGAAUCCAGGUAUCAGUUGAACAGUACAGUGGAAGGUCUUUAAUCCGGCAUCCGUGGCUCGGCACAUUCUGUGGUCCAACCCCAGUUCUGCCACUCGUGUUCAGGUACCACUUUUGGCUGGAUGCUGACUGUUGAUCUUGGCAUUACUGCGCUGACUCCGUUUCAGUUCACUCUGAGUUUAUCACUACUGCCAGUUUUCCAGCAGCUUACAUUUCACAUCUACUAUUUUCACCUGUAUCAAUAUAUAUAAAAAUCGACGUGUGUAUGUAUGUUCCCUAUGGACUCCAAAACGGCUGGUACUAUUUUGAUGAAAUUUUCAGGCAAUCUUCAGAUUAGUUCAACGGGUGAUUCUGUGAAGUUUGGUAGUGAUCGGAUCAACACUUUUUUUUUUGUUAUAUUUUCAAUACAAAUCAAUACAAAAUUUAAAUUUUUUUCUAUUUUUUGUUUAGAUUUUUGACAUUCACAAUUAAAAGUUAGUUCCUAUUGAAACUAUAAAGAGUUUCAAUAAUCCUGCAGAAUCACUAAUCCGGCAUGGAUAUUAUAUUGAAGGUGUUGCAUUAAUGGCCUUUCCCUGAACAAUUAAAAAGUAAGUCAGGUACUUUAUUUACAAUUGUAUCAAAUAAUUAGGAACAAGAUUAUAUGGUUUUGUUUUUAGGCUAAUUUCGUUUUUAAAAACAAGAUAUUUCUGAUUUUUUUUUUUUUAAUUUUUAUGAAUUCUGUUUAUUCAUGACUAUAGCAUAUUGUUAAAAUAAUAUGACACUUAAAUUAUUUUGUCUAAUAUAUUGAACUUAUACAAUAAAAAUAAAUUAGUAAGUAUUUUUGUUUGGAAAAUGUACCAUCAUAAUGUAAAACUGACUUACUAAUAAAACAGUUGCAAGAUAAAAAGAGUAAAAAAAAAAAAUUUUCAAUCGUUUUAGUACACACAUUUUGGUACAAAUUUCCUGCAAAAUAAAUUAUAUUUAUUGAAUUUAAUGUAUUUAAAAAUCAGGUUUUUGUGAUUUGAGUUAAUUUUUGUGUUAUAAAUGCUCAUUAAUUUCAUGAAUUUAGUUGGAUUUCAUUUCUUUAUGGUGUAUUAACUUGCUUUUUGGCAUUAUUUCAGUUUUAUCAAUAUUCACCGUGCAAUUGUAAGUUUCCAGGAGUGUUUAUUCUCAGGUGAUGUUUCAAGAAAGGGCUGUGUACGUGUACAAAACUAUUGUUACCACGUUGAGAUGUUGAGAGAUUAUCUACCGUACUGUUGGUUGUGCAUAUUGUAUUGUUUGUUAUCACGUUACAGUAUUACUACUUUGAUACCUUUAUGUUGUUUCACGUGUUGUGUGAAGUAAGAGUAAGAUGUGGGUUUACGAAGAACGCACGGUAGUUGCUACUAAGUUAGCUGCUGCGUAGCGUUGUACUUGUCAACUCUGUGAUAGAUCUGUGUGACUUGGUUAUUCAUCACAAUAAAAGUGUUUUUGCAAGAGA